This is a messenger RNA of Liolophura sinensis, 2082 nucleotides long. Its product is annotated as target of rapamycin complex 2 subunit MAPKAP1-like. The record is from RefSeq and is a predicted model, not a curated record. Bases 172 to 1719 code for a protein of 515 amino acids. Gene Ontology annotation, cellular component: TORC2 complex; cytoplasm; plasma membrane. Gene Ontology annotation, biological process: TORC2 signaling. Lineage: Eukaryota; Metazoa; Mollusca; Polyplacophora; Chitonida; Chitonidae. Gene Ontology annotation, molecular function: phosphatidylinositol-4,5-bisphosphate binding. The transcript has 12 exons.
CUCUGUUUUUAGGGGUUGUUUUUUAUGUUUCCUGGGAAUGUCUUUUUCGUCUUAAGCUGAACCCACUGAUGUAUUGGCCAGUAUGCAUGUAGAGUAAAGAUAUAAAUGUCACGUGUAUUUGAAUCGCAAACGUUUUAAGUGAGAGGAAGGUACUCCCUCAUCGGCUUCGCCAUGGCGAUGAUGGAUAAUGCAGAGUUCCUGAUAUCGCAUAUUCGUAACUCGUACAUCACCAGCGAUGACACAGGAAUGUGUGAGACGAUUAUAGAGAGUGAGGAAAACGAGAAACAGCAAGGCGAGAAACGGCCAAUUUCAUGGCAUGCACCCAGUGGUCAGUUGGACUCGAGCUUCAGUGAUAGUGGUUUUGAGCACUCUGACAGUGAGCUGUCACAUUCCUACGAUAUCUUCCCAGAUAUGGAUUAUGGCGCUCAUCGACGUCGUUCUAACACGGCUCAGCGGUUAGAGAGGAUGAAGAAGGAGAAGCGGAACCAGGUCAAGGUCAAACACAUUACUUGGAAAGAACUGCCUGUAGAGUUUAAUGCCACAGAUAAAGCUCAUCUCUUUGAGAAAGUGGAGGUGCCGGCAGCUCCCUCUAGUGGGCAAGAGACACGAAAGAAGAAGUCCGCUCUUACCGAUCAGCUGGAAAAUUUCAGCAGCUCAUCAGAAAAUCCCUUCAUGGAAUAUGCAAAGUUUGACGGCAGGGCACAUAUGGCUGGUGUGAAGAAAAUAGAGAUAUUUCUGACAAUGGCGCCUCCUCGAGAUCGCCCCUACCCAAUGACCGUUGCUGUGGUGUCAACUGCCAAAGUGCACGAUCUGGUGGGGUUAAUUUGCUGGCAGUACACCUCAGAGGGGAGAGAACCCAAGCUUUUUAAUAAUGUUGAUUGUUAUGGCCUACACAUUGCUGAGGAUGAUGGAGAAGUAGACAUGGACUUCCCGAGCCUAGACAGCAAAGAGCCUGCCUCAAAGUUUGGCUUCGGGAAACUCGCUUUGGUGGAGAAGGCCCCGCCCCUGAGAUCUCCAAGCUCCGCCUCUCUAGUGGUCACCAUCACGAUCCCAAACAGAGGCUUUAGCAAAAUCCCAAUAGAACAUCUGGAUAUUCCACUCAAAGACCUGCUGGAGAAAGUCCUAAAGAAGAGGAAAAUCAAGCUGAGACCAGGCAUGAGCUACAACCUGGAGAAGCUGAGUGAGCCUGGGAUAGCCUUGGAUCUGGACUCCCUGUUGUCUAACGUGAACACCCUGGAGCUGUGCCUCGUCCGGCAACACAGUUCUCGUGGUGACACUGAGGCUGUGGCAACCUAUGACACAUCCACUGUGGCACUUAGCAGUCAUCAGUACAAGUCCUUCAUUGUGGAGAUGGUUAACAAGUUGAGGACAAACUCAGAAGUGCAGCUAGGCAUAAGCGGGGAGAAGGUAGAGAUCGACCCCGUAGCUCGAAAAGGAGCGGGAAGAAUCUUUCGACAGAAAGCAAUCACGUAUGACGCAGAAAGUAUUGCAGCCUGUGAAAAGCUGGGAGAAAAAUCAACAGGGAAGUGCUUGUUCAGGAUGACAUAUUCCACCGGUCAUGAAUACAAACACCAAGAUUUCGAGGCUGAAACUGAAAUGGCAGAGGAAAUCAUUGAAAAGCUGAACAAUAUUCUCGAGCUCCGGAUGAGCACAGUGAGGAAGGAAUACUUGGCGUCCAAAAAACGACAUCUAAAGAAACGAGGAGAAACUUUUAGGUAGCAGAGAAAUAUGUCGAGAGGUACGCAUAUUCCAGCAUGUACCAUUUGUAUAUGAGAAUUGUCUUCUCUAUUGUCUUCUUAUGUAUGAUGUUAAACAGUGAUCAGCUGAUAUCAGCUAAACAGUUACUCCAUGUAACAUAAUGCAGAAAUACAUGUCAGUAACUCUCAUAUACCUGGGUAUCAAAUUUAUCCUGCAAAAGACCCAUGAAUUCAGUACAGAAGGUUGAUGUGUUGGUGAACCGCUUGUGUGAUACAGCCAAACAAAGGGAGAUAACCUAGCCAUCAGAAGGCAUAUAGUAUCGGUUGCAAAUACUAGCACGUCCUCCAUGUGUCCCAUGUGAUCCUACGGUGCCGAGACAAGGCU